AUGAUCUCCACGAUAGUCUCCUUCACAUCAUCAGCUGCCUCGACGUACAACUCCAAUCUACCAGAUCCGAACGAGACCACCUUCAGCUACCUCUACACUCUGUCCUCAGACUUUCCCAAUGCCACCAACAUCUCAAACUACUCUGACCCCAGUCACGUGACCCCUGUUUUCCCAACCUACAUCAGGACCACGUCCAUGGUGUUUUGUAUCCUGAUCAUGUGCUUGGGCGUGAUCGGGAACGUGAUGGUACCGAUAGUGAUCUUCAAGACCAAGGACAUGCGGAACAGUACGAACAUCUUCUUGGUGAACCUUAGUGUGGCUGAUUUGAUGGUGUUGUUGGUGUGCACUCCGACUGUGCUGGUGGAGGUGAACUCGAGGCCUGAGACGUGGGUACUUGGAAGAGAAAUGUGUAAGUAA
Molecule: messenger RNA, 417 nt
Organism: Acanthoscelides obtectus
Lineage: Eukaryota; Metazoa; Arthropoda; Insecta; Coleoptera; Chrysomelidae
Source: the annotation of a GenBank genome assembly